Molecule: messenger RNA, 2561 nt
Organism: Fukomys damarensis (Damara mole-rat)
Lineage: Eukaryota; Metazoa; Chordata; Mammalia; Rodentia; Bathyergidae
Gene: Map3k8
Product: mitogen-activated protein kinase kinase kinase 8
Exons: 8
Coding region: 165-1628 (487 amino acids)
Biological process (GO): protein phosphorylation
Molecular function (GO): protein kinase activity; ATP binding
Source: RefSeq, a predicted model, not a curated record
AUGGGCUCCGGGACGGAGCAGCUGAUUUAGGAGCCCCGGUGGGAAGUCAGGCCAAGGCGAAGUUCCCAGAAGACUGGGUGUGGCGCCGGCGCUCACUCGGGGGCGGGCAGGGGGCGGCUCCCUGUUUCUAUUUUUAAAAUGCUUAUAAAGAUCUUCCAAAGACCAUGGAGGAGGGCGAGAGGGCCCUCGCGUUACAAUCACAGACUCCAGCCAGCACCACAGGGAUGGAGUACAUGAGCACUGGGAGUGACCACAAGGAGGACAUCGAUUUAUUCAUCGGCCAUUUAAAUGUGUCGGAUGUCAUAGACAUCAUGGAAAAUCUGUACACGAGCGGGGAGCCAGCCAUGUACGAACCCAGUCUGAGGAGCGUGUGUCAGGACAGCGGUCAGAGCGAGGAGGCCCCGGAGCCGCUGCUGCGGAGUGGCCAGGAGGUGCCGUGGUUUUCGUCAGUCAGAUACGGAACUGUGGAGGACCUGCUGGCUUUCGCGAAUCAUAUAUCCAACACUGCAAAGCGUUUCUAUGGACACCGAAUGCAGGAAUCUGGGAUUUUAUUAAACAUGGUAAUCUCUCCCCAGAACGGCCGCUACCAAAUAGACUCCGAUGUUCUCCUCGUCCCGUGGAAGCUGACUUACAGGAACAUUGGCUCCGAUUUCAUUCCUCGCGGGGCCUUUGGGAAAGUGUACUUAGCUCAAGAUAUAAAGACCAAGAAAAGAAUGGCAUGCAAACUGAUCCCCAUAGAGCAGUUUAAGCCAUCGGACGUGGAAAUACAGGCUCGCUUCCGGCACGAGAACAUCGCAGAGCUGUACGGUGCUGUCCUGUGGGGAGACACCGUCCACCUCUUCAUGGAGGCGGGCGAGGGAGGGUCUGUCCUGGAGAAACUGGAGAGCUGUGGACCCAUGAGAGAGUUUGAAAUUAUUUGGGUGACAAAACAUGUGCUGAAGGGACUCGACUUUCUGCACUCCAAGAAGGUGAUCCACCACGACGUUAAACCCAGCAACAUUGUCUUCAUGUCCACAAAAGCUGUUUUGGUGGAUUUUGGCCUAAGUGUUCAAAUGACUGAAGACACCUAUUUUCCUAAGGACCUACGAGGGACAGAGAUUUACAUGAGCCCUGAAGUGAUCCUGUGCCGGGGCCACUCCACCAAAGCCGACAUCUACAGCCUGGGCGCCACCCUCAUCCACAUGCAGACCGGCACCCCGCCCUGGGUGAAGCGCUACCCCCGUUCUGCCUACCCCUCCUACCUGUACAUAAUCCACAAGCGGGCGCCCCCGCUGGAGGACAUCGCUGGUAACUGCAGCCCUGGCCUGAGAGAGCUGAUGGAAGCUGCCCUGGAGCGGAACCCAAACCUCCGUCCCAGAGCCGCAGACCUGCUGCGACACGAAGCCCUGAACCCGCCCAGAGAGGACCAGCCACGCUGCCAGAGCCUGGACUCUGCCCUGUUCGAGCGGAAGAGGCUGCUGAAUAGGAAGGAACCGGAGCUUCCUGAGAACAUUGCUGAUUCUUCGUGCACAGCAAGCACCGAGGAGUCUGAGGCGCUCAGGCGGCAGCGCUCCCUCUACAUCGACCUGGGCGCCGUGGCCGGCUAUUUCAACCUCGUCCGAGGCCCCCCGACGCUGGAAUACGGCUGAGCGCACGUGUCCACGAGAGGAGAGCGCGGCCCCCAGAAGCUGGCUUGGGAGAGGGGAACGCAUCCUCUCGGGAUGGGGAGGACUCCCAAGACAGGACUGCGACUGCGGGGCCGGGUGGGGGGCAGCGUAUUUGUUUUGUGAAGACCUCCCAGCCCCCAGCAGCUCCCAAGGUUCUCAUUUCCCGGGCAUAGGACUUGGCGGAAGGAGCGUGCUCAUGUCAGGAUUGCCGGUGACUGAGUCCGUUUUUUUUUUUUGUGCACUUUGAAAUUUUAAAACUCACAAUCACAAAUAUGUUCGUCUCCAAUUACUGUUCUUGGUUCUUAUUAUUUAUGAGAUCUUCACUUAGAAUAGUUGUUUUGCAUAUGUUAAUGUAUAUGAGAACUCUGAGCCUUUUUGGUAGAUCCUAGUAUAAACUUAAUUCGUUAUAGUUUGGGUGAAUAGAACAACUUGAAUUUUGUGGCAGUAAGCUUGACUAGUGUCCUAAAAGUGGCGGUUUAACUGGGAGCCAUCUGCAUGCAGGCCACUAGCGACAGUCUUUGUUAAGUUCCUAUGGAAACACUGUGUACUAUACACACUAUGUUUAAAACAUUUAAAACAUUAAGUUUUGAAUGUGGAUAAAACUGUGUAAACCACAUAAUUUCUGUACAUCCCAAAGGAUGAGAAAUGUGACCUUUAAGAAGAUGGAAACUUUUGUAAAUUCUUGGUGAUGCUACUUUUGUAAUUCUUGUAACUAUUUUCCUUAAAGAAUUUGUACAUUAAAAUAACAUACUAUGUAUGUUUUAUGUCACAUGCUUUCAUGAGUCUUUCUUCCAUAACUAUACAUGUAUUUUUAAGCACUGUAAAGUAUGUAGAUAUUUCUACUUAAUAUAUGUUUUUGCAUCCUGUUAAUGAAGCCCAACACUUCCGCCCAACGUGUCUGGUCAGUUAGCUGAA